AUGAACUUUGCAGCCAAGUCUGAAAAUAGAUUUUUGAUCCACCCAGGUUUAACAUACACCCACGCUGAACAAGAAAUCAGAAAAGAAAAGUUUGACACUUGGUCGAACGCCGGCAAGGCUCCCACCAGGCUGGUGGAACUCAUGAGGUCUUACUAUGAGGAAGCCAACCAGAGAAUAGCAGGCAUGAAUAACAUGAGAUUCAUGUAUGAAGAGAGCCCUUUUUACGAACAGGGUUAUGUAAUGCAUGAGAUUAUUGACAGAUACAGGCGAUUGGUGGAACACGCGAAAACUCCAGUAAAAUACAAGUCUUACACCGUUAUAGACACCUUCAAACGCGUCGAGUUUGUUCAAAAACUGUACUUCGAGCUAUACCAUCUGGUCCGAAUAAUGCACGAGGUACCUCUGAAGUGGCUAUAUACUGAAGAAUUCAUGGACAAAGGAGUAAAAAAAGACGCUGCCGAUGGGGGCGAUGAGCUUGAAAAUGCUGAAUUAAACAUAAAAAGAAUGGAAGAGAUGAGAGCGAAAGCUCGCAAGAAGAGGAAGAAGAUGUAUGCGUAUGAGAGAGAAAUGUACUUGAAAGGGCUGUCUAAAUCCUACACUUGGAAAAAGAAAAGAACUUAUAACAAAAUCUGGCCUGUCGAUUAUGGCUGGGAAAUUGAUCACUCUUGGUAA
This is a messenger RNA of Helicoverpa zea (corn earworm), 672 nucleotides long. RefSeq lists its product as uncharacterized. The record is from RefSeq and is a predicted model, not a curated record. The coding region runs from base 1 to 672 and encodes 223 amino acids. The transcript is spliced from 3 exons. Lineage: Eukaryota; Metazoa; Arthropoda; Insecta; Lepidoptera; Noctuidae.